Hyla sarda is the source of this 2725-nucleotide messenger RNA. Its product is annotated as zinc finger protein 84-like. The record is from RefSeq and is a predicted model, not a curated record. The transcript is spliced from 6 exons. The coding region runs from base 384 to 1769 and encodes 461 amino acids. Gene Ontology annotation, biological process: regulation of cytokine production; regulation of immune system process; negative regulation of transcription by RNA polymerase II. Lineage: Eukaryota; Metazoa; Chordata; Amphibia; Anura; Hylidae.
GACUUUAACAGGAGCUCAGAGGGACACCUGAUCUCUUCAGACUUUAAUGCAUAUGAUGGUGGAAUCAAGCAGGAUACAUGUGAAGAGUACGCCAUUAUCCCCGUUUCCCCCUCCGCCCUUCACAAUGAAGAUCUGUCAUCUGAUGCUAUUAUACAGGUUUGAUACAUCUCCCCAUAGACUUCAUCUCAUCCUGCAGAGUCCUGUGUACACAGAACACCUACCUGGUCAUGUGAUCCCCUGACUCCUCCCCUCCAUGUGACUGAUCACAUGACUGUGACAUCAUCGCAGGUCCUGUAUCCACAGAGCAGCUGCACAGUCCUCUACAGGUCAGGAUCCUCUCAGCUGAUUCUUCUAUAGAAGAGAAUAUUCCUGAUCGACCAUCAAUGAUGAAGAAGGACAGAGACAAGAUGGCGGAGAGGAUAAUACACCUCACCAUAGAGAUACUCUUCCAGCUUACCGGAGAGGAUUACACAGUGGUGAAGAAGACCUCUAGGGGGCACCAUCAGGCCCCUGUGUGUGAAGGAUGGGGAAGAACCCUGAGGCCAAUCCCGGGGCCUCCACCUCACUCCCUGAUACAUGAGGAGAUGAAUGAGCAGAAGAUCCUAGAACUCACCAACAAGAUGGUGGAGCUGCUGACUGGAGAGGUUCCUAUAAGGUGUCAGGACGUGGCCGUCUAUUUCUCCAUGGAGGAGUGGGAGUAUUUAGAAGGACACAAGGAUCAGUACAUAGCGGACAUAGUCAUGAUGGAGGAUCAGCAGCCCCUCACAUCAGCAGAUGACCGCACCAGGAGAUCGGAGGGUCACAUGAUAUCUCCAGAUUUGAGGGCAUAUGAUGGCGGUAUCACACAAGAUACAUAUCAAGACCAUGUGAUCAUCCCAGGUACAACCUCAGCCAUUCACAGCCAAGAUCUGUCAUCUAUACAGGCUCUAUAUUAUGAUUCAUCUCGGACUGUGACACAAGGUAUUAAUCACAGAGGAGAUGCUGAACAUGAAAGAUCUCACAAAGGGGAGAAGCCAUUUUUAUGUUCAGAAUGUGGCAAAUGUUUUUCAAGAAAAAAAACUCUUGUUACACAUCAAAAAAUCCACACAGGGGAGAAGCCAUUUUCGUGUUCUUUAUGUGGGAAAAGUUUUAUCCAGAAAUCAGAUCUUUCCAGACAUCAGAAAAUUCACACAGGGGCAAAGCCAUUUUCAUGUUCAGAAUGUGGGAAACUUUUUGUACAGAAAUCAGCUCUUCUUAUACAUCAGAGAAAUCACACGGGAACAAAGCCUUUUAAGUGUAAGGAAUGUGGUAAAUGUUUUACCCAGAAAUCGGAUCUUGUCAGGCAUCAGAGAAUUCACACGGAGGUGAAGCCAUUUUCAUGUUCUGAAUGCGGAAAAUGUCUGAUCCAGAAAUCAGCUCUUGCCGCGCAUCAGAGGAGUCACACAGGGACAAAGCCAUUUUCGUGUUCAGAAUGUGGGAAAUGUUUUAACCAGAUAUCCGAUCUUGCCAGACAUCAAAGAAUUCACACAGGGACAAAGCCGUUUUUAUGCUCUGAAUGUGGGAAAUGUUUUAACCAGAAAUCAAAUCUUGACAGACAUCAGAGGAGUCACACAGGGGAGAAGCCGUUUUCAUGUUCAGAAUGUGGGAAAUGUUAUAGAGUCAAAUCGAAUCUUGUUAUACAUCAGAGAAGUCACACGGGGGAGAAGCCGUAUUCAUGUUCAGAAUGUGAAAAAGGUUUAAAUCCCAAAUCAUAUCUUCUUAAUCAUCAAACAACUUACUCAGGAAAGUAGCCUUAGUCUUUUAUUUAGCGGUUUUAAACAUGCAGUGUGCACCGGGCUUUACAUCAAACGGUCCCUGUACACUGCACGCUGGGUAGGACCGGUCAUCAUGAACCACAUUUUAGAGUUCGGAGAAUUACAUGAAUAACAUAAAGCAAUCUGUCCAAGACGAAGAUUGUCUGGUUUUUCCAUAGCAACCAAUUACAUAAAUCUGGGCCACCAAAUCUAAAUUAAAGUGGUACUCCAGUUUAGGAAAAUGUAUCCCCUACCCAAAGGAUAAGUGUCUGAUCUCGGGGAUCCAACCACUGGGAUCUUGGGGGUCAAACCAGUGUCAACCCCCCCCCCCCCCUCCAUGCAUGGUGAGAGCUGGGGUGCCGGGCAGGAGAUUGCAGGGGGUCCCAGUAGUUGGAACUCUCGCAAUCAGACACUUAUCCCUUAAGUGUCAAAGAGGGAUCCCUCCCGUUCAAGCUUGAUUGACAGCUGGAAGGUGAGCCCUGUUUCCGGAUCUUGUACUUGCACACACUUUGCAUGUGCACAGGGCAGGAAUGAGACUUGCAAACAGGGCUCGGCUUCCAGGUGACUGUCAAUCAAGCAUGAAUGGGAAGGGGAGUGAGGAGGCAUUCCUGGACUGAAGGGACUAAAGCAGUGGUUCCCAACCAGGGUGGCUCCAGCUGUUGCAAAACUACAACUCCCAGUUGUAGUUUUGCAUCAUUCUCUAGAAGACUGGAGGCUGUAAUGAGGCCAAUAAGGCUUCACCUAAGUCCUGAGUUAGGGGUAUGAAUACUUAUGUCACUGCGGGAUUAUAUCUUUUCCUCCUCAAUAAAUGAGUAAAGGUCUGUAACAUUCUGUGAUCGCUGUCAUCAUUACACACACUGUACAUCUAUAUAUACACAUUACAUACUGUACACCUAUAUAUACACAUUACAUACUGUACACAUUACAUACUGUACACCUAUAUAUACACAUUA